Corticium candelabrum is the source of this 655-nucleotide messenger RNA. RefSeq lists its product as uncharacterized. The coding region runs from base 60 to 515 and encodes 151 amino acids. The transcript is spliced from 2 exons. Lineage: Eukaryota; Metazoa; Porifera; Homoscleromorpha; Homosclerophorida; Plakinidae. The record is from RefSeq and is a predicted model, not a curated record.
CACGCGGGCACCUAUGAUGAGUGAAAGCGAGAUUUACUUUUCGUACGGCUCGUAUAUGAAUGUGGAGCGUCUCAAAGAGCGAGGAGCUGUCGUCUCUCGUCGAUGUCUGGCUCGUCUUCUCGGCUACGAGUUGCGAUUCGACAAGAAAUGUCCGAUUCCUGGUGCUGCCUUUGCCAACCUACAUCCGUCCACCACAGCUCCAGCUUUGUAUGGAUUUCUGCAUUUUUUUGGAACAAGGCUCGUUGAACCAUUUGGACAAGUCGGAAAGGGUAGAUCAGGGUCAUGCGACUCGAAGAAAGGUGAUGGUGACCGUCGUAGACGGCGAACUCGCAGACAAAGAGUAUGAAGCUUAUGCUUACGUUGCGACACCAGAUUAUGUAACAGACGGGCUGAGACCGACGAAGGACUACUUGGGGCAUCUACUGGAGGCGAGCAGCGAAUUACCUGACGACUAUGUUCGCUUUUUGUUGUCUUUUAAAGAUACUGCCUUAGAUGUGAAUUCAUCUCAAUUUUGAUCGUUUUUGUGUAGACGUUGGAAAUCCCUUUCUAUGUGUAGCUUUGUUACUUUAGUAGAGCUGUAUGUGGCUAUUAAGUCACAUGGUCAGAUGUAAAAAAUUCAGUUUGGAAGCAAGGAAAUCAUUGCAAUCAUGCAUUC